GAAUCAGCCGUCACGACACUUUGGCAGAAGUUUCCCCCAGAGGUCCAGAAGGAACUGAGCGAGGCAGGUUUCCAAGCAGGCCGGCAGCCGAGUCCGCCUCCAGGCCUCCAGUCUGGAAAAGGCAACGGGGCAAAGGGUGGGCUUGACGAGCAGGCCGAAGCCUCUAAGAACCUGUGGGACUCUGCGUCUGAUGAUCAGAAGAAGCUGAUGCGCCAAGCUGGCAUCCCUGAGCCGGUUGCGUCGGAGCCAACAGACCUUGCGGCCCUUUGCAAGAAGCACUUGGAGUCAAUGCCGCCUUCGAUCCAGCAAGCCCUUGCAGCGCUUGAUCCUCCGGCCCCCACGCAGACUCAGCAGAUUGAGAUUGCAACUCGUCGCUUUAAGCAGAGCACUACGGACUUGCGACAGAUGAUCCAGCAAACUGCUGCCUUACAGAUUCGCAUAGACCGCGCCAAAGCAACCUACCAGGAGCUGCUUGAGAAGAUGAAGGUUUGCCAAUCUGAAUUGCAGAGCAAACAAGCUGAAGUCACGGCUAUGCAGUCGGAGUUGGAAGCCACACUCCGUGCUGAUGCUUCGGGUCUGGAGGACCCCGCGCGCAAGGACGAUCCCUUGGAAGGGCUUCUAGAUACGCUUGCCAAAGUUGGAAUUGUCCUGACCCAGGAGCAGAAGGAGCUUUACGAGGAGGCCCAGCGCGGCAAGCAUAAUGAUGGGCAGCAGAUUUUGGAAGUUGAAGCCACAAACCAGCCUGGUUUGACGGCUCCGACCCGUGCCCCGCUGAGCCAAACUCUGCCAGAACACAAGGGCACUGUCCCUGUGACCGGUGCUUCUCCAAUCUCUGCUUUUGUGGCCACAACCUCAGCAACGGCAUCUCAAGUUGAGGAGUUUCCUCGCUUACAGGCGUCGGGGAGCCAUGCCGAGGUGCCACCUUUGGCAAGCCCACACAGCCAGUGGCGAACGCUCGAAGGCCAGGUGUGGGAGGCUGUCCAGAACCCAGAUCUGUUGGGAGCAACUUCAGAGGUGGUUGGCCACCUUCUUGAUCAGGUUGAGCAGGGCAGCUUAGGUUGGUGGCUGUGCCAGGAGAUCUUGGCCCUCCAACGUUCUUUUGACUUAACUUUGCUCUUGCUUGUUGCUCGGGGCUUUGAAGUUUUGUGCAAAUCGCAGCCACAGGGGCACAGGCAAAUGCGAAUCACAUCUUGCAACAUUACUUCUUGGAGACCAGAAGUCAAGCAAUGGUUUUCAGCUCAAGGGGAUGUUAUCUUGAUUCAGGAGCACCAUCUUUUGGAGUCCCAAGUUGUUGCUGAAAUCUCGUCUAUGGCUGCCAUGGGCUUCGACUCCUUCCUUUUGCCCGCAGCCCCUGGGGAAGGUCAGUAUACCAACCAAGGUUGUGGCUACGUGGCGGUGACGCUACGCACACAAGGGGCUGACUUGACAGUAGUUAGCCUGUACCUCCAGUCUUCCUCCGGCUUCGGGUCCCCGGUCAACUCUGACAUCCUUGCAUCUCUGCGCGCAAUUCGUCAAUCUGUGAGGGGCCCAAUCCUGAUAGGUGGAGACUGGAACUCGCCUUUGAAGGAUUUGUUGGACACUGCCAUUUUUCAAAGUUUGUCCCUUGAAUCAAUUGGGCCCAACAAAGCCACAUGUGGUGACAAUGAGCUUGAUUUUCUGGCUGUAUCACACUGCCUGGAAGGUUUGCUCCGGGUUGAUGCCUCCUGGGAUGUUCCUUUCAAGCCACAUGCAGCAAUCCAAGUUGCCCUUAAUGUGGGCGCUUUCCAGCUCACCCCUCCACAGCUUCCCUCCUUUGUGCUUUCCUUCAGGGAAGAACCGCUUGAUUACAUGCAGGUUGAGGAGACCCUC
Molecule: messenger RNA, 1848 nt
Organism: Symbiodinium sp. CCMP2592
Lineage: Eukaryota; Dinophyceae; Suessiales; Symbiodiniaceae
Source: the annotation of a GenBank genome assembly